This is a messenger RNA of Lethenteron reissneri (Far Eastern brook lamprey), 5011 nucleotides long. Its product is annotated as SITS-binding protein-like. The record is from RefSeq and is a predicted model, not a curated record. NCBI's taxonomy places the organism in Eukaryota, Metazoa, Chordata, Hyperoartia, Petromyzontiformes, Petromyzontidae.
GAUACGAACACCCCCCCCCCCACGCACCAAUUACCUCCGCACCCUUCUUCCAUUCGUCCUCGCUACCUGAAUCGUCUUGCCGGCUGCACCGCAACCCCAUUCACCUGCCCCCCCCCCCCACACACCGCCACGCACAACGAUCUCACCCCCAACCCAAAUGUCUCGGCGCUCUUCUCGCCCCGACACGGCGCUCUACCCGAGCCGCGGCGAGAUGCACGAGUCGUGGCGCGGCGGCGUCGCGUGCCUCUGCGUCGCGAUCUUCUUCCUCAUGACCGUCGCCAUCAUCUACUGGCAGGUGGUGGACACUCCCGACAGAGCGUGGGCCCUCAAGGCGACGUCGCUGCGAAGCGGCUUGGCCUGGGACGCUCGCGCGCUCCGUCUCGUGCUGGCUCGGCACCACGUUCAGCGCGACGAUCGCGAUGAUGGCGGUGGUGGUGGUGAUGGAGACGCGUCGACAGAGGUGGUGGAGGAGGAGGAGGAGGAUGACGAUGGCGGUGGAGAUGUUCCGAUCUCGAGCGCCUCUCAAAUUGGAGAUCUCCUGGAAAUCCGCUGCGCCGCGGUCAAGGUGCCGGACGCAGGAGAGGAGGUGAAGAAGGUUGCGUGGAACUCGAGACGAGCCACUUGUGUCGCCAGGGAAACUGGUCAACAGCAGCAUCAGCAACGCCAACAGCAACAACACAAUCAUAUCAAUCACCAACAUAAUCGUCAAGAGCGCGCUUCGCCGUCUUCAUCAACGACAUCGCAAAAAGCAUCAUCAUCAUCGUCGUCGGCAACAUCGUCAUCGACAUCGUCGCCUUCGUCGCCACCCGAGUUCUGUGAGAGGUGGGAGGCUGGGGAGGAGCUGCGCGUGAGGGCGGAGAGCGUGGAUGCUGGAGGACACUUGGACUGUUACCACGUGGAAUGGACCUACCCGGACUGUCGCUCCACACUGCAGAACUGCUUCGUGCUGCCGAACGGCACGUGGUUUGGCUGGUCCCCCGAUGGGCACGCGUCCUGGCCCCUUGCGGACUCGGGCUCACAGCCGGACGGGAGACACCGGCGAGCCCCGUGGCACGCGCGGGAGGGGUACUUCUUGGGGUCCACAGGUGUGGCUCUGUUUGUCACGGACGGGAUCCCCGUCCUCAUCCCCACGUCCCCCAACACCAACGGAGGGGACUUCGAGCUGUGCCUGAGAGCGGUGGAGUCCAGGGACACGGAGGUCGCGGGGUCGUCUGUGGGGUCAUCCGGAGGUCACCGGAAACUCCUGUACUCGGUGUGUGCGGCUCGCGAUGUUCGGGCCGUGCACAGGGGCAUGCGGGCCAGGUUCUACGCGGCGCCGGGUUCGACUCCCCUUCCAGACCUCCUCUGGAGCCUGCUGUGGCACCUGCCGCGUGCCCCGGCCGACCCUGCCGCGCUCCACCGGGCCGUGCGAGGGCUGGCGAGGAAGCUCCACAAGCACGCCAUGGGAGACAGCGUCAUCAGCCUGGGGGAGGCGGCCGCACAUCUGCCACGAGCGGCGACAGCGGCGCCGCUGUUGGCGCAGGCGGUCGACCCGGCGCCCACGCCACUCCCGGCCGGCGUGUCGCUGUGCGUGGCCGCCUCUCCGUUCCUCCGAGCCGACAACCCCGAGUUCGACGCCAGCCUGAGGAGCCGCGACGCAGAGCAGCUGUGGAUUUCGGAUCCCGCGCCCCACGGAGGAGACGCGACGCCCCGGCUGGCGCGACGCGACGGCCGCCUGUCCCUCCAGCUGGACGUCACGCGGGAGAUGGCGUGGCGCUGGCUGGAGUCGCACGCCGGCGCGGCCCUCUCGUGGACGGGCGCCGGCCGCCUCUCCCUGCUGCUCGCCGGCACCGAGCCCCCGGGCCCCGCCGUGCCGUGCCGCGGUGCGGGCGGAGGCCGCGGCGGUGCGGGCGGAGAGGAGAGGGGCAGUGACGCCAUGCGGAGGUUCUCGCGGAUCGCCAUGGCCGUCGGAAACGGGACCGUCGUCUCGGACGCGUGCAGGAGUAGCGAGUUCCCGCUGUACGUGGCGCUACCCGCACUGGAGUCCAACUGGGGUCCUCGUGGUCUUGGGGCGCUCAUCCCGGCGGCGCUCCUCGCCAGCCUGCACGGAUACCGCUACUUCAUCCCCGACGCCGCGGGAGGCACGGCGAGCCGAGGGCCGCCUCCGGAGAAGAUGCUGUUUGUUCGGUGGAUGCAGAUCACGGCCUUCCUGCCCGUGAUGUCUUUCCUCACGCCGCCCUGGCACUACGACAACGAGACCGCGUCGCUCUCCCUGCGCCUGGCCUCGCUGCACCGCUCCCUCGUGGCGCCUCUGCUGCGCCGCUUGGCCGAGAGCCCCUCGCAGGCGGGACGGCCCCUCGUGCGUCCCCUGUGGUGGCUCGACCCACGUGACCCCGUCGCGCUGAGCGUCAACGACGAGUUCCUGCUGGGCGACACGUUGCUGGUGGCUCCCGUGACCCGCUGGGGCGCCGUGCACCGCGACGUCUACCUGCCGUGCCCGCGGUGCCGCUGGCGGGACGCCGACUCGGGCUCCGUGCACCGCGGCGCCACGUGGCUGCGCUCGCACCCGGCGCCCCUGCAGCGCGUGCCGCACUUCACGCGCAUGGCCGGGCGGGCCGCGUGACUCGACGAUGGAGGGGGGGCGGUUGGCGUGGGGGAGCGGUGGUGUAGCGGUCAGCGCGCUGGGCUACGGAUCUGACGAGCGGGGUUCGAUUCCCGCUCACGGUCAACAACCAGCGACGAUUGUUUGAGCCGGUCCUGGGCCUCCCCUAGGUCGACUCGGCUCCAAAUGAGUACCUGGUGCGGUGUGUAAACAUCGCAACUGUGGAGACAAAAGCAACCGGGCGUGAUUGGCCACCCACCCCAUCGUGUGCCGUGCCGGCCUUCAUUGGUGCUCGCUAACAGCACUUACCCCUACAGUCUGUUACAGGCUAUACGGGGGAUCUUUGUCUUUAUUGUUGGCGGGGGGGGGGGGUAUGGGAGUCGAACCCAGGGGUCGGGUCGUUGGAGAUCGCUGCGCUCGUUGGUGUCUUCAUUGUUACGCGUGUCACCCGCCCGCUCCCACCGGUGACGCAUCACAACAGAGUUGUACUGACUGAUGCUUAAUGUUCAUUUCGAAAGGUCGAGUUUCCUAUCAACAGAGUUGUGGUGCAGUGACAAGGCAUGGGUGGCAUUGGGUGCCCCUAGCCUAGAGACUCACGUAGCCGUAGUAGCACCUAUAGGACUCGCAUAGAGAACCCGUAGACUUACAUAGACACCCAUAGUAGCCUCGCGUGCUUCACGUGCCCCCCCCCCCCCCCACGUGCAAUUCAUUAAAUGGGUGUCCCCAUCUCAAAUUCACCCCUUGCCACCCAGCUCCUUCAUAGCCCGGUGGCUCUGCCAGCCCGCAGGCUUUGGUGCAGUUGCACCGCCUACACACUGGAGGGAUAAUCCCGAUGGAGGCCGCUAAACACGCCAGAAGCUGACUCGUCGCAAUAGAUGUUUGUGGGGAAAGGAGUAACUGAGAAAGCCCAUGCUGAACCUACUUGCUGUAACUACCAUUUUAUUUCUGCUUGCGCUGGACGUUGGGCGUAUGGAUCAAUUAAUGAUCUUCUUGCGGUCCACCAACCCCUUCCUAUAAUGACUUUUAAAAAAAUUACAAUUGUUUACUGAGGAAAGCCUCGCUGAGUCUCAUUUCCAGGAAGGUCUUGCGAAAAUUGGAAUGUUGGGCGAAUCCCAUUCAUUGGGGUUUGCUUUUCAUGUGGCAAGAAAUCUGAGAACCCGGAUAAAAAAAACACACCACGUAUGAUGGAAAGGGGAUCUUACGUGUGAGUUGACAAGCCCACUUGCUGUACUGUUAUCUCCUGACCACAUCGCGGUCCAGCGAGUUUGGGAGUUUCACAAAUCUCUACGUGAUCCGCCAACCCCUUCCCUCCGAAGCACCGAAUCACAGGCAUAUGUAUGCAUGCUUGUGGAGUUGUGUGAAUGUAAUGUAUAUCGGGUUCUUUGUAUAUAUUUGCUAUUCGAACUUGAGAGGCUCGCCUAAGUUGACUCAGCCUAAAAUGAGUACCUGGCAUUUGGGUGUUGUGUGGUGCUGGCCACAGCCCCCCCCCCCCCCCUCGUGUGAAAAAGAGCUUUAUAGCUCAUCGGAUUCCUCCAGGAUAAAUACAUAUUCUUGAUUCUGUAAUGUGGGCAGCCUUAAUAGGUGCUCGCUAACAGCACUUGCUUAAACAGUAUUAGCUGGCAGUGGGCCUACAUGACAUUCGUAAAUGUUUAUACACAGUAGUGUACGUGAAAUGUAGAACGUAAAUGAUAUUGCCUUAGCUGCACUGGCAAAGUGAGCGCUAGUCUAUUUACAACCUCUAAUGACGGAUGCUUAAUGUUCAUUUCGAAAGGUCGAGAGUUUCCUAUCAUGCUGUCUGUCCUUGUUGAACUGAAAUUCACUGCUCGUUUGGUGUACUUGCUCGAAUUGUAUUUAAUAGCUCAGAGUCUAAACGAAUUAUGUCCACUCAAAAUAUUUACGAACUGUUUUGAUUAAUUCGGUGGGUCAUCAUCAUCACCAUCAGCCACGAUCAAUCGACCGCUUCGGUGAAGGCCUCCUCCUCCCCGAGAUGUCGCCAUCUCUCACACGGCGCUGCGACGGAUGCCACCACGUGACACGUCUUUAGCUCCUUCACACGAGGAGCUGGUGAUGUCAACGCCCAAUCUCAGCAGCAGCAAGCGAACGUCCUCUCCGCACGUGUCCUCUGCUUUUGCUUGUCGUCAUCUGGAACUUCCUUCCCCCUCCGGCAAUCCGUGCUGUCGACUCCCUUGUCCCCUGUUCGCUGCCCGAUAACUGAUUGUCUCUUCAACCAGUGAUGUGCAUAUCCACUGCUCACGUGCAACCGGGACAUACAGAACGUUGUUAUUUUUUAGCCCAGGUGUUGGCAACCUGCAGGCUCUUUAAGGACUACUUUGUGACGUCUCGGAUUCACAUCCGUGAAACGACUAGACGCCUGUGAAAUAGAGCGUCAUAGCUCAUGGGAUUUCUCCAGGAUAAAUAAAGAUUCUGAUU